UAAUCUCUCUCUCUCUCUCACUCUCACACACGCACGCACGCACUCUCUCUCUCACUCACUCGCACACAGAUACUAACGUACUUUCAUUUCCAACCCUACAACUUCCAUCUUCCAAACCAGUCCUCCCCUUACCUCCAUCCACCAGCCCACCGCACAAUGUCUUCUAACAACUCUGCUUCUGCUUCUGCCAAGAGUCCCCUACUACGAGCCCAAAUAGCUCCGGCGUCUCCCAAAAUAACCCUGACACGCUCUACAUCCCCCCCGCCUCCUUCUGCGCUGCGUGUCACGCCGCCACGUGCUGCCACCCCCAUCUCCUCUUCCUCUCCUCCUCCCUCCUCCUCCACCACCACGUCUCCCCUGCUGCACUCUUCCUCCUCCUCGUCCUCCUGCUCCUCCUCUUCCUCCCCACUCGUCCGGAGGAGGCCCGUCCACAUCCUCUCUUCGCCCCCAGCUGGGCUGCUACACGUCCCCCGGGUCACUCGCUCCCAGCCAAGCAGUCCCACCAACACCCCCAGAUGCAACAUGCCCAUCAAGUCAUCUCCAUCCUCAUCGCCGACCUCCGUCAGCCAAUCAAAUGCCUGCAACAAAGACUCGCCCUCAUCCCCAUCACCCAAUCAGAUGGAGCGGAUCAGCCCCGCGCUGGAGGUGUGGAGUGAGACAUUUCCGGCAGAGGGCCAGAGCCUGAGACUAAGCCCCACCCCCUCCAGCGAGCGCAAGGUGCGAUCCAUCUCCAUCUCAAACUCCACCCCGGAACGCGGCUCCACUCCGGAACAUGGCUCCACUCCGGAACGUUGUUCCACUCCGGAACUCGGCCGCGACAAUGGUGGCCAUGGUGACGUCAGAACAGUGGACUCGGCACCACUGAAUCACGGCACAGCAGGAGCAAAGUUUAACUCAGCUAUAGCAACAAGGCCAUCCCAUAAUACCAACGUCAAGGCAGCCUCCCUCUCCUCCUCUUCCUCCUCUUCCUCCUCUUCUGCAGCGUCAUGGUCUAAGGACAGAAAGAGACCCAGCUCCACCGUAGAGGUCGUCAAGGGAUCUCGGCCCGGUGGGCAGAUCAAGAGGAGGUACCAGGACCCGGUCUUGCUUCAGGCCCGAUUGCGGUUGACGAAAACGGGCAAGGGGCCCGACUUGAGUCCCAGGCUCCUGGGCCGUGGAGGAGGGCAUGAGGGUGGGGAAGAUCAGGCUGCAAAGAGGGCCGCGAGGGACAAUGUCUCAGUGGAGAGGGAGCAAUCACAAACAGCACUCCUAGCAGCACUCAGUCCACCAACAUCCACCAACUCCAGCACACCCCCUCCCAGCAUGACACCCAGGACGCAUUCCAUGUCUGCAGCACCUCCCAGAGCCUCGGGCGGCACCACGACCACAGUGGCUGCCAACAGACACACCUUGAGGCAGCCCAGAUCCGUACCUGGCUCACCCUCGAUGGAAUGCAGAAACAACAAGGGAGACCCCACCUCCAACAUGGGCCAACUUAGAGAAGCCAGGUCCAGCUGUCUACCAUGCAGGACGCCCAGGCUUCAGCGUAGAGGUUUGGGGACAGAACCAUCGAGCCAUCGGGGUGCCGCAUCACCCAACACCAAUAAUGUCCCCAUCCCACCAGCUGAGACCUCCACGGCUUCACCAGAGAGCUCUACUUUGAAAAGCGACAGGAAAGAGAUGGAACAGGGCCGUUGGGGUGUCAUGGCACCCACCAGAGGUAAUGUCACCAUGUCACCAGCUGAGACCGUCCAGUCAGCGGAGGCUUCUAUGGCUCCUCCACCAGAGAGCUCUCCUUUGAAGAGCGAUAGGUCAUCCCAGGAGGAGGAAAAAGAAGAGGAAGUGGAAGCAGGAGGAGCUCAAUUAGGCAGGUGCUCCCCUGCGGCGGCCCGCCAGAUCAAAGAGGUAGAAACGCGAGCUGACAGCGGUGAUAGUGACAAUGACGGCAGUGUCCACCACCGCUACGAGAAGAAGGAAGGCGCACACUUUCCAAAAGGCACGCGGUUUUCACAGCUGUCACCCGAUCACUGUGCUCUUGCGGCAGAAGCGGUGACAGUCUGCGAGGUGGUCAGAGUGGUGGGUGCGACUCUUGUGGAAAGAGGCAGAGCUGACAGCUGUCGUUCACCGCCACCGCCACAACGGCCCCUGCCUGCUAGCCCCUCCCCAUCCCCAUCCCACAACAUCGCAACACUGGCAAAGAGAGAGGGAGAGGGAGAGGGAGUGAGCCCAACAUCUGACCGACCCCGUGUAUCAACAUUGGGAGCGGGAGAGGGACACAGAGAGGGUAACGCUCGAGAAUGUACCGGAAACGAACGGCGAGAACAGCAGCUGAUGUCAGCGCACUGCUACCCACACAGCUGCCAGCUCCCCCAGCAAACCCCGCACCCACAAAAACACCAGCCUAACCAUUUACAAUACCAACCCCAGUACCAUCAACAACAACAUCCUCUACACCACCACCAGUACCAACAGCAACAUAACAAACAUCAACACCUCCUGCAGCACAACAUCCAACCCGACCACCACCAUCACCUCCACCAGCAGCACCAGGACCCGCAUCAGGACCAAGGGCUUCCACCAAGGCCCAGGAACAGGCCUCAUCCCCUGGCCAGACAGGCAGCACAGCUGGGCCUGGGCCUGGGGUUGGCGCUGGAGGGAUCAGACGGUUGUAGCAGCGACAGCUACAGUCACAGGCAGCAGCGGAUCCUAGACACAGCCGGGAUGGAUUGGUGUCCCAUGGACCGACUGGAGGAAGAAGAGGACCCCCCUCUGCCCGAGCCAUCUGCCAGCCUGGGCAGGAUGAGAGCACCACUACGGCAGCAGGGGGCCCGGAUGGGCUCGGGGGUGUGGGUCACUUUAGGUGAGUGA
Messenger RNA from Engraulis encrasicolus (European anchovy), 2847 nucleotides. RefSeq lists its product as uncharacterized. The record is from RefSeq and is a predicted model, not a curated record. NCBI's taxonomy places the organism in Eukaryota, Metazoa, Chordata, Actinopteri, Clupeiformes, Engraulidae. Bases 157 to 2847 code for a protein of 896 amino acids. The transcript has 5 exons.